Liolophura sinensis is the source of this 2419-nucleotide messenger RNA. RefSeq names its product queuosine-tRNA galactosyltransferase-like. The transcript is spliced from 11 exons. Bases 18 to 1136 code for a protein of 372 amino acids. The record is from RefSeq and is a predicted model, not a curated record. NCBI's taxonomy places the organism in Eukaryota, Metazoa, Mollusca, Polyplacophora, Chitonida, Chitonidae.
UUAGUGACUCCAAGUCAAUGCCUCUUAUUCCAGGAUAUCAAGCCUUGCAACUUGUUACCAAUGCAUGCCUGUUUGGAAGAGAUUUACAUGAAUUGUGCGUAAUUUUUCAGAGUGUGAUUCUCCCAGUUUACAAUGCUGAGAAGUGGUUGGAUCAGUGCCUGCAGUCGGUGUACGAGCAAACCUUUACUGGCCGUUUUGAGUUGUCUGUUUUUAACGAUGCCAGUCAGGAUUCAUCAAUGGAUAUUUUGGAGAACUGGAGGUUGAAACUUGAGAAGAGAGCUGUAGUUGUAACAAGAAGUGACAAUGAAAAUGGCAGUCCAAAGGGAGUGGGGUAUGCUAAAAACCAGGCAUUUAAACAGAGUUCAGGAAAGUAUCUGUGUUUUCUUGAUGCAGAUGAUGUUAUGCACCAGGAUAGAAUCUCUCAGCAACUGAGAACGACUCAGGUUGAUGCAAGAGCACUUGUGGGUUGUCAGUUUCAUCGGUUACCCGAGGGGUCAACUGUCAGGUAUACACACUGGGCUAACAAUCUCACACCUGAGCAGUUGUACACACAAGCUUACACCUCUCAUGGCCCCACGCUGAUUAUGCCCACCUGGUUUUGCUCAAGGGAGGCAUACCUGGCUGUUGGAGGAUUUGAUGAGAGGGGAAAGGGUACUCCCGAAGACCUGAUAUUUUUCUACAAACACCUGGAGUUAGGGGGAGAGUUAAGGCUGGUACAGCAGGACUUACUGAUGUACAGGUACCAUCCAGAGGCUACUACAUUCUCCGUGUUAGAGGAUACCAUAUGGGAACUACGAGUGAAAUUUUUGGAGAAGAUGGUAUUAUCCAAAUGGUCAACAUUUACAAUUUGGAAUGCUGGUAAACAAGGGAGAAAACUCUAUCGGUCUCUCUCGGAUUUAAACCGUAAGAAGGUUGUCAACUUCUGUGAUGUUGAUGAGAAGAAAAUCCAGAAACAGUUCUACACUUUUGAGGACUCUUCAGAACUGCCUAAACCCAAGGUGCCUAUUGUACACUUCACCCAGGCUCAGCCCCCUCUCAUCAUUUGUGUUAAGAUGGACCUAACAGGUGGUGGGUUUGAAGUGAAUCUGAGUUCUCUCCACCUGUGUGAGGGGAAAGAUUACAUACAUUUCAACUGACCCAAACUGGAUGCAUGUACAAGGAUAAUGCAAGAUGUAAGGACUACUGAGCUGGAUUUCGAUUGGCUGAAAGGUUAAGUAAACUGAAGAUGUAGUUGCAGGUGAAAAGAGGAGGGUGACAGUACUGCGUAAGGCUAGUUGUUCAGUGGUCUGCCACAUAUUGUUACUUGGGACAUUACAUGUACCAGUAACCUGUCCAAAAACUAAGCUAUGUACAGUUCACAUUCCUAGUGGGCAUGCUUGGGAGGCAACCAACAGAACAGGUUUAAUGUCACAAACUUGGACUGGUAAGCUGUAUAAGGUGGUGUGGCCUUCCCCACUUAUAGUACAUGUACCACAGAAUGUUAGGUCAUAAUGUUGGAAGGUGGAUUGAUGGCCUAAACACUAGUUCUGGCCCACCAUUUUGUCAAACAUUCCAUGACAGAUCUCAUGACAGAUCUGCAGAUUGAGGUGGGGAUUUAAUGAAGGGGAACAUUUCGAGUGUCAUUCUCGAAAUCCUGCUGGAGUGUGUGAAAAAGUGUAUAAUACACACAAUUGUCAGUACACUAAGAAUGGAGAAGAGCCAAAUCUGGUAUGAAUAAGAUGGCGAUACAAGCAGGAAACCAACUCGUGACCAUGAUCAGGUCAUAGCCAGCCUAGUGUCCAAGAAUAUGCCGAAUACUCAUUUACUGGCGUCCUAAAUAGGAAUCUGUCAACUGUGGGAAAGGACUUGUCAAGUGAUUAACUUGUCCACUUAACCUCUGUUUCAGACAUCUUUAAACUGGGAUAAAAUAUAUCUGCAUAGAUUUAUACUUCAGCACGAAAUAUUGUGAAUAUAUUUAUAUUGUUUCCACAGAUGAGCUUUACAUAGUUCUUGUAGCAACUCUGACAGAUCAGAGAGUGCAUUGUGAUUUAAUACUUUUUACUAUUUUCAAGAACGAUAAUGGUUUAAAAUAAAUCUAAUCUUUCAGAGUUAAGACUUGACCAAGUGCAUUCAGCAAAAAUUUUCUAAUGGGCAUCUUUAACAAAUUCUAGAUCUAGGGUACAAGCACUAAUAACCAGCGAACUCAAAAUCUUGGUGUUGACAGACAUGGUCACUGGGUUUUUGGUGACUGGUAGCCUCCGAUUGGGCACUGGUUUUCGUCCAUGCAGGCUUGUGACUACCGACUGCAGUUGGUUGAUGUUGAACCAGUUCUACGUUUAAUCUAGGUGUUCUAUUGCCCUGUCCAGCACAGUUUGCCCAGGAUUGGUCAUCAGAUUCACAUUCAAUGGGUCACAUGACAGUCCUGUGUCACAGGAGUAGU